Coffea eugenioides is the source of this 1246-nucleotide messenger RNA. RefSeq names its product 5'-methylthioadenosine/S-adenosylhomocysteine nucleosidase 2-like. The record is from RefSeq and is a predicted model, not a curated record. NCBI's taxonomy places the organism in Eukaryota, Viridiplantae, Streptophyta, Magnoliopsida, Gentianales, Rubiaceae. Gene Ontology annotation, molecular function: methylthioadenosine nucleosidase activity. The transcript is spliced from 8 exons. Gene Ontology annotation, biological process: nucleoside metabolic process. The coding region runs from base 156 to 962 and encodes 268 amino acids.
GACUCCAAUUCCCGUCCCCUUCGGUCUGCCUCUCCUAUGCAUCCUGAAAAUCUCUUCAACCCGUGGCUUUCUCCGAGUGCUUCUAUGUAUGAUUGCAGACAAUAAACUACUUAUUAACUAAAUAAAGAAUAGUCAAGAAAACAAGAAAAUCAGCCAUGGCUCCUACUCCUCAAGAUGAUAGAUCACAAGGAGUCAAAGAGGAGUCCAUGGCUUCCCAAACAGCGACCCGCCCUAUCUCCAGUCUCCUGCUCAUCAUCGCUAUGCAGACAGAGGCGCUGCCGUUGGUGAAUAAGUUCCAGCUCACCGAGGACGCUGAUUCCGGGUUCCCAAAAGGGGUCCCUUGGUUGCGUUACCAUGGCAACUAUAAAGAUCUGAAGAUUAAUAUUGUCUGUCCUGGAAAAGAUACAGCUUUGGGGGUCGACAGUGUGGGCACAGUUUCUGCAUCUCUGGUCACAUAUGCUUCUAUUCUAGCUCUGCAACCUGACCUCAUCAUAAAUGCGGGCACUGCAGGUGGGUUUAAGGCAAAAGGUGCUUCCAUAGGUGAUGUGUUUGUUGCAUCAGACGUUGCUUUCCAUGAUCGAAGAAUACCUAUUCCUGUAUUUGAUCUUUAUGGAGUUGGUUUGAGACAGGCAUUUCAGACUCCUAAUCUUUUGAAGGAGCUCAAUUUGAAAGUUGGCAAAUUGUCGACUGGUGAUUCACUGGACAUGUCCCCUCAGGAUGAAGCAUCUAUCAGUGCAAAUGAUGCAACAAUCAAAGACAUGGAGGGUGCAGCUAUUGCCUAUGUGGGAGAUCUUCUGAAAGUACCUGCAAUAUUUAUCAAAGCAGUGACAGAUAUUACUGAUGGCGACAAACCAACAGCUGAAGAGUUCUUGCAAAAUCUGGCGGCAGUUACUGCAGCACUUGAUCUAGCAGUCACGCAAAUUGUUGAUUACAUUAAUGGGAAGCGCCUUUCAGAACUUUGAAGUUUGAACAAUCCCGAAUUUUCCUGUUCAUGGCUCAUUAAACGAAAUCCAGGAGAUCAUUCUCAAUGUCUUGUUAUAAAUCCGUGUGACUUGCAAGUGGAACAAUGAAAUGUUGUCUUUCUCUGUUCCCUUGAAAAUGUCUUGGAACCGUUAGUACGUCAAUCAUGAUAUAGUUUAUUUGCUUCUGUUACUAUAGCCUGUCAAUUGCGAAUUAAUCUUUGAUACGUUGCUGGAUUAUUGAAAUUGGAGCUUGCUUUGCCAACUCCCAUGUUCUCCUGGUUAAA